Trichechus manatus latirostris (Florida manatee) is the source of this 661-nucleotide messenger RNA. Its product is annotated as glutathione S-transferase Mu 1-like. The transcript is spliced from 8 exons. Lineage: Eukaryota; Metazoa; Chordata; Mammalia; Sirenia; Trichechidae. The record is from RefSeq and is a predicted model, not a curated record. Bases 5 to 661 code for a protein of 218 amino acids. Gene Ontology annotation, biological process: glutathione metabolic process. Gene Ontology annotation, molecular function: glutathione transferase activity.
CACUAUGGCCAUCGUUUUGGGUUAUUGGGACAUUCGCGGGCUGGGUCAUGCCAUCCGCCUGCUCCUGGAAUACACAGAAUCAAACUAUGAGGAAAAGAAGUACAUUGAGGGGGACGCUCCCAACUAUGACAAAGGCCACUGGCUGAAUGAGAAAUUCAAGCUGGGCCUGGACUUUCCCAAUCUGCCCUACUUAAUUGACGGGCCUCACAAGAUCACCCAGAGCAACGCCAUCAUGCGCUACAUUGCCCGCAAGCACAACAUGUGUGGGGAGACAGAAGCAGAGAAGAUUCGUGUGGACAUCUUGGAGAACCAGAUUAUGGACACCCGCCUGGAGCUGGCCAGGGUGUGCUACAGCCCUGACUUUGAGAAGCUGAAGCCUCAGUACUUGGAGGGACUCCCUGACAAGAUGAGGCUCUUCUCACAGUUCCUGGGGAAGCGGCCAUGGUUUGCAGGGGACAAGAUCACCUUUGUGGAUUUCCUUGCUUAUGAUGUCCUCGACCACAACCGUAUCUUUGAGCCUAAGUGCCUGGACGCAUUCCCAAACCUGAAGGACUUCAUGGCCCACUUUGAGGGCCUGAAGAAGAUCUCCGCCUACAUGAAGUCCAGCCACUUCCACCCAACUCCUAUAAAUAUGAAGAUGGCCCUGUGGGGUAAUAAGUAG